Messenger RNA from Neopelma chrysocephalum (saffron-crested tyrant-manakin), 640 nucleotides. RefSeq names its product DNA damage inducible transcript 3 (gene DDIT3). The transcript is spliced from 2 exons. Gene Ontology annotation, molecular function: DNA-binding transcription activator activity, RNA polymerase II-specific; protein heterodimerization activity; transcription factor binding. Bases 68 to 604 code for a protein of 178 amino acids. Gene Ontology annotation, cellular component: cytoplasm; CHOP-ATF3 complex; CHOP-C/EBP complex. NCBI's taxonomy places the organism in Eukaryota, Metazoa, Chordata, Aves, Passeriformes, Pipridae. The record is from RefSeq and is a predicted model, not a curated record. Gene Ontology annotation, biological process: positive regulation of intrinsic apoptotic signaling pathway; ER overload response; negative regulation of transcription by RNA polymerase II.
GCCGCUCCCCCGGCCCGGGUCACCCCCUCCCGCUCCCCCCCAGCCCCGCGCCGGGACCGAGGUGACGAUGGAGGCCGAGGAGCUGUGGGGGGCGGGCGGCCCCCCCGCCUGGGAGCUGGACGGGUGGUACCAGGACCUGCAGGAGCUGCUGGCGGCGGAGCCCCCCGGAGCCGCGCCCACCUGGGGGGCUGAGCAGGAGCCGCCGGGCCCGGGGGGCUGCGGGCUGGACCCGGGGGGCUGCGGGCUGGACGCGGCUCUGGCCGAGGAGCUGCUGGAGCUGCUGGGCCCGGAGGGCGCGGGGGCCGCGGGACCCCCGGGCGCGGCCCCCGGAGGGAUCAUCCCCCCGGCGCGGGCGGGCCCCGCCGAGGAGGAGGAGGAGGAGGAAGAGGAGGCGGCGCGGGGGGCGCGGAGGAAGCGUCGCGGCGGCGCCGGGACCCCGCGGGAGCGGGACGGGGAGCGGCGGGAGCGGGACGGGGAGCGGCGGGUGCGGGAGCUGACGGCGCACAACGAGCGGCUCCGCGCCGAGAUCCAGCGGCUGAGCGCGGAGGUGCAGCGGACACGGGCCCAGCUCAUCGAGCGCAUCGUCAGCCUGGGGCACGGGUAGGGGCUGCCCCGCGGGGGGGGCUCCAACUGCCCCCGG